CACAUGUGUAAACUCAUCUCGUACAUUCAUUCAAUUCCAUUGAGAAUCGCCCUGUUCUUCCCCACACAAUAGAAAUCCAUUUCGAGCCAAGCAUGCUGUAAUAGCUUGGAACCUUGAACAUCGAUCGCCGCACCUCCGCACCAGCUCCGCACCCUGAGAACACCUGGGCAGAUGUGCGCGCUAUUACCACCCGCCUCUUGAGCGCCUCCGCCAGCACCAUAAGGCUUCUACCACUCUUUAACUAUGCCCGGCUUCCGCCGCUGGGGCAAGUCGAAAUUCGAGCGGAAUCCCGAGUCGUCGUUUAAGCUCCUCGCAGCCAUCAUCGUCAUUACACUGUACCUCCUCAUCAAAGAGUUCCAGAACCCGACUGUUCGAGACAGGGACAUACCGAAGUUCGGCGCACAAAUACAACAUGCGGAUUGGAAUGGAACGGGCAAGGCGGACGAGGCACGGGCAAAGAGCGUGCGGGAUGCCAUGAAAUAUACAUUUUGGAAGUACAGGGAAAGCGCCUGGGGCUGCGAUGACAUCUUGCCUGUGUCAGGAGGCAACUCGUCAUCUAGAAAUGGGUGGGGAGCUUUCAUCGUGGACUCGGCAAGCACACUGGCACUCAUGGGGUUAUGGGACGAGCUGGCGCAUUCUCUCGAGCAUAUACUCGCGAUCGACUUCACCGAAGCGAAGGACCUCGUCGACCCUUUCGAGACCACGAUACGAUAUUUGGGUGGGCUUGUGUCUAUUGUGGAUAUGUACGACGCCGGGCUCAUCCCGGAAGACGUACUGAGCGAAGAGGCACGCGAUCUUGUACUUGAACAUGCCGUCACCCUAGCGGGGAAGCUCGCUCCAGCAUACGAUACCCCUACAGGCAUGCCAUGGCCUCGUGUCGACUUUGACACAGAGCAGGGCGAGCCGGAUCCCUCCUUCGUCUUCAGCGACGACCCAACAAAACACGGCUACGACCAACACCCCGCCAUUGGCCCUGCGCGAACCGGCUCUUCGAUCCUCGAGAACCGCGUCUUGACCAGAUUGACUGGCGACUUGGUAUACACGCAGAACUCGACGAAUGCGUGGGCACCACUUGUGUGGUCGAAGUGGAAGACACCGUGGGCGGGCAUGGUUGACGCGCCUGUCGACAUCAUGACAGGAGAGCCAGUGGGCCGCCAGAGGCACUGGGAUGGUGGACACGAUUCAUACUACGAGUACCUAGUCAAGAUGACGCUCUUAGCACCGCCGACAGACCCUCACAUGGGCACAUACAAACAUCGCUUCACAGAUGCGGCGUACUCAUUACGCGAACACCUCAGUUCCCGCUCCGCACCAGCGCCCGAUCACUACAUGCAGCACCUCUACAUCGGGCGAUACAACAAAGAUUAUGAAAAUCAACAAGGACAUCUCGCCUGCUUCGCACCCGGUACCAUCCUCCUCGCAUCUAGACUCUACGACGAGCCCUACCUCCGUACCUUUGCGCUCGCGCUCCUCGAAGGCUGCCGCCACUCGUAUACCUCCACACCCACCAAGAUCGGUCCAGAAACAUGGGCGUGGAUACCCAAAUUCGGAUACGACGAUCCGCUCUUUAUCCCCGAGACCGCCCGUCAAGAGCGAGAAGCGAUGGCUAGCGGUAUCUGGGCACUAGAACCAGCAUACAAAGGCCGGCCUGAGUAUGUAGAAAGCUUGUUCUACGCAUGGCGCAUAACGGGCGAAAAGCGUUACCGUGAAUGGGCAUGGGAAGCUUUCUCGGCUAUGGAAAAGCAUUGCAAAGCGCCGUUCGGCUACGCACAACUUGCUGAUGUGUACGAUACACAGUCGAAGGGCAAGGAUAAAUGGGUGGAUAUGCAAGAAAGCUUUUGGGCUGCGGAAACGUUGAAGUAUCUUUGGCUUACGUUUUCGGACGUGGAGAUUGCGAGUUUGGAUAGCUGGGUGUUUAGCACUGAGGGGCAUCCGUUUCGUAUGAUGCGGUGAGCGGGGCCGUCAUGGUACACUUGAAAGAAGAGGAGACAACACUCGUCAGAAGAUAGGGCAACAAAUCGACCAGAGAGGCUCUGAGGGCCUACAACAGAUCGCAAGCAUAGUGGAGAAGCACAAAGCUAGCUCACCGGUAACGGCGCAAAGAUACCCAAAAUCAGAUUCGCAUCAAUGACAAAAAUAAAGAAC
Alternaria rosae is the source of this 2145-nucleotide messenger RNA. RefSeq names its product glycoside hydrolase. Bases 244 to 1953 code for a protein of 569 amino acids. Gene Ontology annotation, cellular component: endoplasmic reticulum; Golgi membrane. Gene Ontology annotation, molecular function: beta-lactamase activity; calcium ion binding; mannosyl-oligosaccharide 1,2-alpha-mannosidase activity. The transcript has a single exon. The record is from RefSeq and is a predicted model, not a curated record. Gene Ontology annotation, biological process: N-glycan processing; antibiotic catabolic process; carbohydrate metabolic process. NCBI's taxonomy places the organism in Eukaryota, Fungi, Ascomycota, Dothideomycetes, Pleosporales, Pleosporaceae.